AUGUCCGAAGACGACGUCGACAUGCUCGGCCCUGACGGCCAAGGCUCCUCGCGUGUCGAUCGUGAUCGCCGCGCUCCGAGGUUCAGCUGGACGCCGGCGUACGAAGCAACCUUCUUUCGCAGUUUAUGCGACAGCGUCCAUCUUGGUCUGCGCGAAAACAGCACCUUCAAAGCCGAGGCUUGGGAACGUGCUGCCGUGGCUCUUCAGGAAAGUCACGGCGCCUAUCCUGCCAAGAGCCAUCUCAUUAACAAGAGCGAUAAUGCGCGGAAACGCUUUCGCCUAUGGCGCGGCCUCCGCGAGGACCCAGAGUUUACGUAUAAUUUCGUCUCCAAAACCGUGACUGCUUCCGAGGACGCUUGGCGAGCCCAUAUUGAGAGAGAGCCUCUUUCAAGAGCUCUAAGAGGUCGGCCUUUUGACCAUGAGGUCUUCAUGGAGAUUCUCUAUCCUGAUGUGAUUGGAUCUGGUGGUGCCCCCAAAAGGAUCCUGAAACCCCGGAAAAGGCCCGACGGGCAGCCGGGCGACGAGCCAGAAAUGCCCGGAACUGGCGUGCUGAAUCUGAAGACGGAAUCCACGAUUUGCCGCAUUGGCCGGGAGAGCCCAGUACAGGCACCAUCGUCUUCCGGCAUGACCCCCAAUGCCCCGGCCAACGCCUCAAGCCCUGGUUUCGGGACGCAUGCGAAAACGACGUCGACAGCAUUGCCUCCUAGAACUGCGUCUGCGCAGCCAUCGGUGCUGACUCCUCCAGAGGAGUUGGCGAGUCAGUCGAAAAAACGGGCGUUGCCUCCCGCUCAGGCGGAGAACACAUCCGGUACAACGCCUACGCCUCCGCCGCCGGCAUCGAUAAAGUCCGACUGUGCUUUGCCUACUACCACCCUCCCUGACAAAAGACAACGGAGGUCUGUCCAGAGAGAUUCUGUGCAUCCUUCAUCUUCUUGUGGUACCGAUCUCCCUGCCGCUGCCGUUGCAAGUACUCCAAGUUGUGUACGUCCCGCUGUUCCGUUGACGCGGGCCAUAUCUCAGACGGCCUCAAGGGACUCGAUUCCGGAAACUGCAGGUGCAUCCAUCGGUCCAAGGUGGAGCGAGUUAGCCCUAGAGCAGUUCUUUAAAGACUUUGCAGACGAGAAUAUGGAUUUACAGAUACGGAUUGCCGAAACCGUGUUGGUUAACGAAAACAAGGCAUUGGUGUACUGCAAAAUGCCUUGGUGUCUGAAGCAAUACUGGCUAAAAAAACUCGACGAAAGCUUUCGGAAAUCGCCAUGA
Messenger RNA from Ustilaginoidea virens, 1260 nucleotides. RefSeq lists its product as uncharacterized. NCBI's taxonomy places the organism in Eukaryota, Fungi, Ascomycota, Sordariomycetes, Hypocreales, Clavicipitaceae. The coding region runs from base 1 to 1260 and encodes 419 amino acids. The record is from RefSeq and is a predicted model, not a curated record. The transcript is spliced from 2 exons.